AUGAACAAAUCCUUUCAGGAAGCUCGAGCACUACAGUACGCUGUGCCAGCGAACUGUUUACUUAUCGGUGCUUUGUCCUUCAUUCUUCCAGCAGGACCACUCUCAGCAGCUAUGAUGCUGGACGCUUUUCUUCUAGCUAUGGCUGCUGUUGGUAUUACCGGUAAAGCUGCAGUGCUCAUUGUACCUAACAUAGCUAUUAAGAUAUUAUUGCUGCUCAUAAUGUUAUUCAUAGGCUGUGUUUCAAUCGAUACUUUUCAUGCUAACUAUUUAAAAGAAUCAGCUGGGUUAGUCAACGACUCAGAGGUGGUGUCGCAAUCGCCCGUAUCGCUAUGGCGUAAUAUUGUGCAGACAUACCCAUCACUGCCACUAUGGACAAUUGCAUUUAUUCUGCUAAUUUGUAUUGAAAUUAGGCUAUUUUUCUGUGCAUGGUACAAAAUUGCUUGGCGAUCCACGGAAAAUAAUGGAAAAGAAGUUGAAAGAGUAAGCAGAUUGAAAAUAAAUCUUAUUUACAAUAAAAGAGAGUAUAAAUGCACACCACAUAAGACGAGGUAAGC
Strongylus vulgaris is the source of this 554-nucleotide messenger RNA. The record is from the annotation of a GenBank genome assembly. NCBI's taxonomy places the organism in Eukaryota, Metazoa, Nematoda, Chromadorea, Rhabditida, Strongylidae.